Staurois parvus is the source of this 424-nucleotide messenger RNA. The record is from the annotation of a GenBank genome assembly. Lineage: Eukaryota; Metazoa; Chordata; Amphibia; Anura; Ranidae.
GUGAUUUUAGUGAAUGUCACUUUUUGUCAUUUUUUAAUUUCCCGCCAUUCCAUCCCCCUGUACGUCCCAAUGCUCAAAGGGGACGGAACCCAGAUGACAGAUGCCGGCAUCCGCCAGAUUACAUUGCCGGGGACGCUGCAGGAGGGACAUCGCGGGAGCGCAGGACAAGGUGAGGGAUCGUGGAGCAGCGCCUCAUAGUAAUCCCGUGUGUUGCUCGGGGUUACCGCUUGUGGUACUGAAACUUUACUCCGAGCUACACUCGGGAAUACGCCAGGGAGGUUAAAAAUUGCUAGUUAGGGGUUUAUUUACUAAAGCUGGAGAGUGAAAAAUCAGGCUCAUUUCUGCAUAGAAACCAAUCAGCUUCCAGGUUUUAUUGACAAUGCUUAAUUGAACAAGGUGAGGUUAGAAGCUGAUUGGCUCCCAU